Molecule: messenger RNA, 1092 nt
Organism: Musca vetustissima
Lineage: Eukaryota; Metazoa; Arthropoda; Insecta; Diptera; Muscidae
Product: shematrin-like protein 2
Exons: 3
Coding region: 1-1092 (363 amino acids)
Source: RefSeq, a predicted model, not a curated record
AUGCGUAAAUCGUCCACCUUGACUUUGGCCUUGGUAUUGGCCAUUACCAUUGAUUGUGGAUUUGCUGGUUUCAUUGGCGGUGGUGGUUACGGCAAUGCAGGAGGAUUUGGUGGUGGUUAUGGUGGAGGAUUUGGCGGUGGUUUCGGUGGAUCCCAAGCUAGCGCCAGUGCAAGUGCUAGCGCCGGUGCUUACUCGGAAGGCAUUGGUGGCGGCGCCAUCGGUGUUCCCUAUGGUGUACCAUAUCCCGUUGGUGUCCCCGUUCCCGUUAAACAAGCCGUUCCAGUUCCUGUCAAGGUUCCCGUACCAGUCGACAGACCUGUACCUGUUAAGGUUCCCGUUCCAGUUGAUAGACCUGUUCCUGUAGCUGUUCCCGUCAAAGUCCCCGUACCAGUGCAUACUGCCGUUCCAGUAGCUGUACCCGUUGUUGUUGGUUAUAAACACUUGUAUGGUGGUCGUGGUUAUGGUGGUGGCUUUGGACGUUCCGGCUUUGGUGGUGCUGGUUUCGGUGGUUUCGGUGCAUAUGGACGUCCCGGUUUUGGUGGUGCUGGUUUCGGUGGUACUUACUCGAAGAGUGUGGCUACUUCUACUAGCUACAGUGGUGGUUUCGGAGGAAUUAUACAGCAGGGAUCUAAGCGAUAUCAAUCGGUGCGAGGAUAUUUUGGGGAAUCAGAUGACAAUACAGACAUAACGAAAACAAUAAUAAAAUCGACAAUUGCCUUGGCCGUGGUGUUGCUGUGCAUCAACUCUAUUUCUGCACAUAGGAAGUUUGGUGGCGGCUUUGGCGGUGGUUAUGGAAUACCUUAUGGUGUACCCGUGGGGGUUCCAGUAGGCGUUCCAGUUCCUGUCCAACAACCUGUACCAGUGCCAGUUCCAGUGCCCGUUCAAACUCCUGUAGCCGUGCCCGUUGCAGUGCCAGUUGGUGUUCCCUAUAAGCAUGGCUUUGGUCAUGGUGGUGGAUGGGGUGGUGGAUUGGGUAGUGGACUAGGAGGUGGUUUAGGCGGUGGUUUUGGCGGUGGCUUCUCCUCAAGCUAUUCUUCCAGCUAUGCUAGCAGCUAUGGCGGUGGUUUCGGCGGAGGUUGGCUCAAGAAAUAG